This is a messenger RNA of Cadophora gregata, 2243 nucleotides long. RefSeq lists its product as uncharacterized. Gene Ontology annotation, biological process: negative regulation of transcription by RNA polymerase II. Lineage: Eukaryota; Fungi; Ascomycota; Leotiomycetes; Helotiales; Ploettnerulaceae. The record is from RefSeq and is a predicted model, not a curated record. Gene Ontology annotation, cellular component: Sin3-type complex. The transcript is spliced from 3 exons. The coding region runs from base 299 to 1972 and encodes 557 amino acids. Gene Ontology annotation, molecular function: histone deacetylase binding.
CAAUAGGAACAGCAGCACCACCCACUCUCUGGUAAUGUCAACCGACCGAUCAAUGCUACGGAUGCACAACAAUACGAAAGAAACUCUUAUCGCGCACAUGAGCUAAUUAUUUUGCGCUCCUCCCUAUUUCUUCUCGUCCGGCCAGUGCUUUCCAAACUCCACAACUUGCGAACUUCAAACCACGAACUGGGAAGAGCUUUACAGUCUUUGACUACCUCACUUAGUAUUUCCACGUCAAUCUUUAGAGCUUCGCGAAGCAUUUAUCUAUCUCAGCACAAGCUGCAAAACUACAAGAGCCAUGGCCAUGAGUCCAUCACCGCAACUCUCGCCCACGAUGGGCGCCUCGCACCGCAUCGAGCGUCACCAAUCCAACUCCCCUCCUCUCCAGCCUCAACAACUCUCCAAGAGAGACAAGAAGCGCACCGUUCUCGCAGAGCGUCUUCAGGAAAUUACCAUGUCCUUCUCUGCCAAUCGAGACCAGCAUUACCGCGCCCAACUCCAAUCCAUUCAAGUUGACUCCAAUCUCAUCGCCGAGGCGGACGUUCACUCCAAGCACCCACUUCCAGACAGUGCCGAGGAAAUCGAUGAGCUGGUCCGGAACAAUGUUCAAAAGACUAUGAUGAAGUCGGUUUCGACAGAUCCGCCUCUGCGAACUGGUAGAAUAUACUCCGACUUUGCAAAAGAGGUCAAUGAUGCUAUGGAGGGAAGAGAUACUGCCAUGGUCACACUCAAGCGUGAUUACGAUGUCAAGAUGAACGAGAUCAACUCCUACCAUUCCUACAAGAAGAUGGUGUCCAAAAACGAAUACAAGUCUCUCUCCGAGACCCUUAGAGAUCGACUGAUCAAUUCGGUCAUGAGUAAGAAGGCUCGUCUCUCAAAGGACAAAGAUGCCAUUGAGAUUGGAGAAGGCAGCACACAUGCUCUGCUUUUACACCCAAGCCAAUUCGGAAUCGCCAACCCCGCCAGUCCAGGUGGUAUUCUUGGCAAAAGAGCUACCAGACACCGGCGGGACGCAGAGGAGCUCCCAAACUUUCCUGAAAGUCACAAGCGCAAGCGUAAGGGUCAUGAUAGUGAUGAGUCUCCCGCUCCAAGUCGCCAGCGUAUCGACAAUGGUGCAAGCACUCCUUCUUGGGCCGCUGAGAAGCAGCAAUUGAUGGCACACCAAGUCGAAUCCUCUCUGUACAGCGUUGACAAGCUUUUCAAUGAGAAGGAGCUCACAAUGGCAUACAAUGCUGCUGCUCUUGCUGCUCACUCCUACAUGCUCCGCCAUCCACCCUUCUCUGAUGAUCCGGACAACCAAACCAAUGGCAAGUCUGACUCAAGCUCUGACCAUGAGAAGGCUCCUACAGCUGGCGAUGCGGAAGCAGAAGAUGCUGAGUCUCCACCGACCGGAGGUGCAAUGAUGGAGCGACAAUUCUCUCACGCAACUCGCAGCACUCGCGGCGCAGCCGUAGCUUCAGGCUAUGGAAUCGACAUGUUCACCAACGACGACCUCAACUACCCCGCCAACCUCCUCUCUCUCACCCGCCAAAUCCCCAAACUCCCACAGAUGAUCAACCAGCAAAACGCGCGCCAAUUCGCCUCCAACCCCAGCAAAGACGCAGUCGUCUCUCUACAAGGUCUCAGCGCCGAAGACGCCAACGCCGACAUUGAAGUCAUGCGUCGUGCGCGCAUUCUCAACGAUGAGAAAGGCUACGGCAGCAAUCUCGACGUCGAGCAGGGUGCGAAGAGUCUCCUGGAAGAGGCUGCGUAUCCUAGGAAAUACCAGCACUGGGUCAAGUCUGAUAACAAGGAGAAGAUCUCUGCUCCUGCUAUGCCGACUAGUAGUCUUCGUGAGGACUAUGGUGGACAGCCGAUGUUGAAGCAGAUUUCUCAGGGUGCGACGUCAUCCAUAGGUGGCACGCCGAUGAGUAGGCAGGCUACGGAUGAUAGUAUCACGAAGUCUGGGAAGAGAACAGUCAGGAGGGGAUGAUUUCUUCGUUGCUAUCGCUUGGGGUGCUUUAAAAAGGUGUGGAGUUUUGAAUUGUAUACAUGUGCAUAGCAUACUGGUAGAUCGAACGAUCAAGUAAUGCCUGAUGACGGACUGGCCGGCGUUGAGGUUUUAAUUUCUCUUGAUCCAGGCGACUUGGAAGGAUGGGCGUGGCGUCGAAUUGAAUGGUUUGGAAUUAUAUAUGGGGUUGAAUGGGAUAUACCAUGUCAUUAAGGCGCCUACCUUAUUUAUAGAUACUCUACGAGUUUUUCCC